CUCUCUCUCCUCCCCCCUCUCUCUCUCUCGCCAGCUCGUGCCCUGUGGUACAAUAAGUGUCGCCGUCUCUCUGACUACCAGCCAAUACUGUUGGGAACUUUCGCACUGACGGUCGCUCGGGCGACGUCUCCACCGUUUCGUUAUCUCAGCCAGGCGAGAAGUGUUGGCGCUUCCUCUGUGUGUACUCACUACUUAGCCCCAACAAACAAAGGUGGAUCGCAUUACUGGAAACACCUUUCAACUCAACAAACACGGUGCUAGGCAGCUAUCCACUUUUCGGGAUUUCGAGAGAUUGAUCAGUAUACUUUGUCAGUAUACCGUUCCUUUUUUUUGUGGACUUCACUUUUCAACGCAAUCGACGACCAAAUCAUACAGUUGAUCAUCGCAUAACAGAAGACUUGGCUCAAUAACUGCACCAGAAACUACAAAAGCUACUUCAAUAAAAGACCAAAUACUGAUAUUAGAUCACUGGGCUCGCUCUACUUUUUCUCCAUUCAAGGAUCUUUGAAUUGCAGUCGGCACGCGCCGUCUAGUGCUCGAGUCGUGAGUCGAGGGGAAAUCCCUUCUUCAAGGUCGAGUGGACAUUGUAGCCAGAGACAGGCAGUGGGUGAGCGUGUGUGUGUGACACAGAUACACGGGCCAUCAGUCUCCCCCUGAUCCGAGAUCGUAAUGCUGCUUCACUUCCAACCCGAAAGUCCAACUUUCGACCAGAGCUUGGACCGUUUCGACCACUUCUCUUCCGAUAUGGAGGCAAUGUCUGUGAGCACAGAUGACCAGUCCAUUUCCGAUUUCUGUGUGGACUCGGUCAUGUCUCAGCAAUCAGAGACAGACAAGCAGAGCCCGGAGGACAGACAAGAGCAGAGACAGACACAGACACACAAGGACUCAUCGUCUACGGGAACACCCAAGAAGAAAAGGAUUAGGAAAACUCGCGCGAAAAUAAAAAGUCCAGAGCUGAUCCAGAAGCUGAAAACCUCCCGUCGCCAGCGCGCCAACGACAGAGAGCGGAACCGGAUGCAUGGUCUGAACGAGGCCCUGGAAGUUCUCCGGACAACGCUGCCCAACAGCACAGACGCCAAAAUGACCAAGAUCGAGACUCUGCGCUACGCGUGUAACUACAUCAGCGCUCUGGCCGCCAGCGUCAAACUGUUGGAGCAGAACAAAGACAGAGAUGACGUCACAGCUCGCGAGUUGCCGAAUCCGGAGGACUACGCCUUUAUGCUGAACUAUCAGUACGGGGGGGAGAACAUGUUGCAGCAGGGUCAGUCUCCUCAGUCUUGUGGCAUGUCCCCGAGCUCCGUGUCUUCAGUUGGUCAGCAACGACCUGUCUCGGUCUGCGACUCCGGUGUGGGGGGAUACACGGUGCAGCAGCUGUGCGGACAACAACAGCAGCAACAACAGCAACAACAGCAGCUGUGUCUCAGGCUUCAUAACGACAACAUCAUGCAUCAACAGCAACAGCAGCAGCAGCAGCAACAACAACAAAACGUUCUGCAAAAUAUGGGAUGCUUUGGCGUGAAUGACGCUUUUAUGUUCGCAGACGCCGCUCUGUUCCAGCAUCACCACCAACAACAGCAGCAGCAGCAACAGCAGCAACACUUAUCACAAGUCGGCGCCAAGCAAACAGUAGCGCAGAACACCCAACAACAACUGCAGUUUUCCAAUUUCCUCAGCAACCAAACUAAAGACAGAGGAUCAAACCCAGCUUUCGAAAACUGUCUCAAUAUGUCUGCUCACUGUGACAACUUUUUCGAAUCUGCAAACUUCAACUCAACUCCAGUCACAUCUUCCUCCUCUUUCAACACACCCCCUACCUCCCCAGACAACAACAAGUUGAACUCUGUAACCAACAACCAACAGCACCAAAGACUUUGCCAAUCACAACAACAACAGCAACAGCAGCAACAACAACACUUACAGAACAAUUCCGCACAACUGUCCGCCUCCGUCGCUCAAGACUUCGCUCAUGUGCAAGAACAGAAGUUCCUAAAUUCUUGCGCUUUGAACUCUCAACUGAGCAGCCAGGCAUUUUCGUCCUCAUCCUUACACAACGUCAUGAUCCCUACACAUUUCUUGUGACAAUGCACGACCGACUGCUAAUGAACUGCUCAUUGUAUAGUAUGAAUAAGAAAGAAAGCAAUUGCGACUAAUUCGAAUCAAAAGUCUCCGAACAGAUACGAAACUGUGCUAUGCGUUUACUUUUUACACCGAAUGUGUUCAGAUGCUGAUGUUAUAUGAAUCCCUCUAUGGGUAUUCGUGUUUGUGUUUGUCAGUGACUAACUUUUCAAUUUUAAACUUGUCUUUAUUUUCUUGAAACAGUAGCGUCAUCUGUGCCCCAGUGGGUGUUGUUCUUUUCAAUGUCUCUGUACCUUCAUGACUCCUUCUUCUAUUGGUGUAGCAGUGAGUGUGUUUGUUUGUCAUGUUGUUGUUGUUGUUUUGUUUUAUUUUUAUCAAAGUUCCAUAAUACAGGUAAUAUUCUGGGAAAGUUGUUGUUCCAAAGAGUAUGUCAUACCAGACUAGUCACAAGCGUAGCAUUCUCAUCAUGAUAUCAUUUUUCGAUUACUUCGUAUAUAUCUCUGUCGUAAUUGUCUUCCUCAAUCUAAUCACCAUUUUUGUCUAUCCUGUGUCGGAGUUUAGUGUGUUAUAUACAUUACACUCACUUGGUUGUGUUUCGUUACUGCCACUCAACACGUCUCGAAGAACAUUUUUUUCUGGCGCGCUCUGAGACCUGUACUCUUUCUAUUCUAUUUACAAAUUCACAUACUUUUGAACGUUCUCUUCGAGUCCGAUUGAACUUAUAAUGUAUGCUUAGAGAAGAGAGAGAGAGAGUGAGAGAGUGAGAGAGAGAGAGAGCUGAUAGAGACAGAG
Aplysia californica (California sea hare) is the source of this 2868-nucleotide messenger RNA. Its product is annotated as nuclear transcription factor Y subunit beta-like. The record is from RefSeq and is a predicted model, not a curated record. Bases 670 to 2079 code for a protein of 469 amino acids. The transcript is spliced from 2 exons. Lineage: Eukaryota; Metazoa; Mollusca; Gastropoda; Aplysiida; Aplysiidae. Gene Ontology annotation, molecular function: protein dimerization activity.